Molecule: messenger RNA, 618 nt
Organism: Penicillium waksmanii
Lineage: Eukaryota; Fungi; Ascomycota; Eurotiomycetes; Eurotiales; Aspergillaceae
Exons: 2
Coding region: 1-618 (205 amino acids)
Source: RefSeq, a predicted model, not a curated record
AUGUUUUCUUCGGAAACUCUCGUUUCUCCCCUGGCGGCUCGUUUGCUGCUAACUGGCUCUGCUGAUCUGCCCAAGGUUGGUACCCACGUUCCUGUUCUUUCCCCCGAGUGGCCUGUCCUUCAUGCUUCCCAUUUUGUUCCCCCACCUCGUGGCAUCCUGAAGGUUCCGGGAGCUUCCUCCGGGUCAUCUCACGCUCGGCGUGUGGCCUUUGGAGAAGUGACCGUUGACAACUACCCCAAGUGGAUUGGCCAAGCGUCCUCUUGGGAGGGGUCACCAUGGUGUCGGGCUUCCUGGGGUCCUGUUGGUGAGUCUGAGGAGGAUUCGGACAGUGAAGAUGACCCUCUCGAUCUCUUGACGAAUUUUAUUCCAUUCGGCGAUGAUGCGGAGAGCGAGCCGCCUGUGGUCGCUCCCCGGCAAGAGGAGGAGGACAUCACAUGGAAUGGGGUGCUGCUGGGUCUGUCCGGAGCUUACCCGCAAGAGGAGGAUCCUGAGAUCGAUGAUGAUUGGAGUCCGUUGGUUUGGGCAUGCUCGUUGGUUGCCUCUGCCGUGCGUGUUUCUGCUCGCGUUCUUGUUGGUGCUGGUGUUGUUGCUGUUGGUCUUCUCCGUCGUUUGUGGUGA